This is a messenger RNA of Drosophila takahashii, 1261 nucleotides long. RefSeq lists its product as uncharacterized. Gene Ontology annotation, molecular function: chitin binding. The record is from RefSeq and is a predicted model, not a curated record. Gene Ontology annotation, cellular component: extracellular region. NCBI's taxonomy places the organism in Eukaryota, Metazoa, Arthropoda, Insecta, Diptera, Drosophilidae.
ACAGUUUGGAUUGAGCAACAUUACCGUGCAAAAGAAGAAAGAAUAAUGCAGAGGAUAAUCGCAAUUGUGGCCAUUUUGGCAAUGGCAACUGGACUUUCUUCCGUGAAGGCGCAGACUUGUCAGGAGUGCCAGACGGAUAACGAUGUUUACUGCCAUAAUCAGACCGCCUAUCAAAAUUGCAUGAAAAAUGCUCCGAUUGGAGAUAUUGUGUUGUGUCCCACGGGCACGGUUUGCUCCAAUUCCGAUGACGUCUGCGUGGAUAGCUCCGAGGUGUCCACAACCAUAUUGGACGUCUGUGGAUCCUCCGGCGGCAACGGUGCCCAGUGUGAAGUUUGUUCCAGCAAAUACGCCUGUGUCAGCAGUACCCAGUACGUUCGUUGCUCCUCCAGCGGAGUUCCUGUAACCUCCAAUGUGUACAGCUGCGGUUCCGAUGAGAUUUGUAUCAUCCAGUCUCUUUCUACUUUUGGAUCACUCUGUGUGCCUUCCUGCGCCUCAGAAUUCGUUGGCUAUAAUGCCUCUUGCAGCAACAGUGUUUACCAGCCCGCAACAACGACAGCUGCUCCGACAACCACUCCCAGUGCUACCCAAAAAGAGCAGUACUGCAUUGCAGCCGAGCCCACCACCAGUUACUCGUACUUCUUUGCCAGGAACACUGACGACUCCACGUGCACUACCUACUUGUAUUGCCAGAAAUCAGGAACCGACUGGAUAGCUCUCUUCAUGACUUGUGGAUCCUCGACUCCCUUCUUUGACUCGGCCACUGGCAAAUGUGUGAAGACCAAGCCUGCCAGCUGCUCGGUAACCACCACCACGACUUCCACGACCUCCCCGACUGAUUCUUCUUCAACUGAUUCUUCUUCAAGUGAGGCUUCUUCAACUGAGUCCUCUUCAACUGAGUCUUCUUCAAGUGAGGCUUCUUCAACUGAGUCCUCUUCAACUGAUGCUUCUUCCACGGAGUCUUCUUCAACUGAUUCUUCUUCCACGGAGUCUUCUUCAACUGAUUCUUCUUCCACGGAGUCUUCUUCAACGGAUUCUUCUUCCACGGAGUCUUCUUCAACUGAUGCUCCCUCAACAGAUUCUUCUUCAACUGAUGCCACGAAUCCCACGGACUCUUCUUAAACUGUUCGGGCUGAUGUAGAUUCUUCUACCAGUAAUUCAUCCGCGGAAAAAUAAAAAAAUAAUUUCUAACAACUGUAAACAUAUUAGAUUUGUAGACAAUCUUUAAUAAGCAUUUAAUAAAUCCAAAAUAAUAAUUACGUUA